CGCCUCUUACGAUCAUGCAAUGGGGGCAGCAGGUACAAUUCUUACGCCCUACCUGCACUUCCUUGCUCUCAUUAAUCUAAUUGAAUAAUACGUAUAUACCCCCAACAUUUAUUUGUUUGGAUUUUACUUUAAAUGGCCCUAUUGGAUACACGCAAUUUUUUUAUUAAUUUAUACAUAUGGUAAAAAUAAUUCUUUGCAUAUCUGUUACAGAUUCAUUAAAAACUCAAGUCGUCGGUAACAACACCGCCUCCCCGAUCACACCUAGAACCGCCGCUCCAGCCUCCCCGACCACGCCUAUAACCGCCGCUCCAGCCUCCCCCACCACAGAUAGAACCGCCGCUCCAGCCUUCCCGACCACACCUAGAACCGCCGCUCCAGCCUCCCCCACCACAGAUAGAACCGCCGCUCCAGACUCCCCGACCACACCUAGAACCGCCGCUCCAGCCUCCCCGACCACAGCUAGAACCGCCGCUCCAACCUCCCCGACCGCUCCCACUUCUCCUACCACAGUUAGAACCACGAGUAAUGACCCAGACACACAAGAUUUCCUCAUAGCAGUGUCCUUUAAUGGUAGAUUGUCUGCUAUGUGCGACGCAACAGACGGUACCGUCAUUCAUCGUCAUCAUCAUUUGAUGAAACGACCUUCACCACUAAUUUGACUUCCGCAUCAACCCCACGACAUCUGUUAUCACAAUAUAGAGGAUCCCCACAAAUGGGUGUAAGAGCUGUCAUGGUGAACAGGUCAUUAUCAUCCCCGACUUUAAGUUUGAUACCCCUCCAUCCUCUGCGUUCGGCAUCAUCUCUUCCGCCGUCAACACCACCAACCCCUCAUCGUCCUCGAACACGGCAGAUGAGUCGGGUUUUGAAUAUGUUUCUUGUUUUAUUGGUAAAAUAAAUCUG
This is a messenger RNA of Pecten maximus, 900 nucleotides long. Its product is annotated as proteoglycan 4-like. The transcript has 2 exons. Bases 177 to 659 code for a protein of 160 amino acids. NCBI's taxonomy places the organism in Eukaryota, Metazoa, Mollusca, Bivalvia, Pectinida, Pectinidae. The record is from RefSeq and is a predicted model, not a curated record.